AUGAAUAUUUUGAAAAUGAUUGAACUACCUGAUUUAUUUAACGAAAAUCGAGUUCAAGAAAUAUCCUUAUCUUUCAUUCUUUAUGCACCUAUUGGCAUUUGUCUUGUGGUACUUCGUUCAAUAGCACUUCUUUUUCUCAUUCUGAUUUCGUUCAUAAUACCUGCAAGUUCAUCACUGGAACAACUGAUAAUUGAAGCAAUUAGUUUAAUAUUAACAUUUACUUUUGAUAAUGUAAGUCCAACGGAUGGAAAAGAUAAUCGACAAACAGUGAAGAUUAUCGUUACGAAUCGAGUGUCGCUAUUCGAUGGAGUGGCUCUACGAAGAUUUUUCUACAAUGCGAAUUGUAAAGUGGUUCAUCUUUGGAAAAAUGAUUCGUGGACGAAUUGGUUCAAAUUAAAUGCAAUAGACUAUUCACAAAAUCAAGAAGAAUUGCUCAGUUCUUGUGUAAAAGAUCUCGAAUGUUCUGGUUCGAAACUUAUUUUUCUUCCUGAAUGUGAACCGACAACGGGCACUGAUGGUUUAUUAAUAUUCAAUCCUGUACCAUUUACACUUGCCAAUAAAGUUCAAUUACCUGUUCUUCCAAUAUGUCUUCGAACUUCCCGUACCUUUCACAUUCGAACUACUACAUUCAACAGCCAUCCAUUAAGUGAUCUUUUCUGGUUCUUGUUUAGUCCUUAUACUAAAUAUCAUUUGAAAUUUUUGCCAAGUAUUUCUCCAGACGCUUCGUCUUCAAAUGAAAAUUUUUGUGAACGUGUCCGAGAGACUAUGGCACAAAACAUGGGUAUCCAAUUGACACAAUUCGAUGAGAGAGAUGUCAUCGAUUUGAAAAAACGACCAGAUCUUUUCCAACGUCGUCAGGCACAACGUCGAGAAGAAUUUCAACAGAUGAUCAAUCUGGUUCAUCAAAAAGUACCUAUUGCAUCUCUCGAAGCAAUUCGAUAUGAUCUUGAAAUGACAAAGAAUGUUCAAACAACAAUUGAUAAUUUGAAUGAACGAGCGACUGCUGCUGCUCGUGCGGCCAACCAAUCGUCCACUACAUCUUCGCAUGCAAUGUCGACUGCUUCGAAAAAUAGCAGUACUAGUAGUCAUCGUCAAACGUACGAACGGUUAAAGCAAGAAUUAAUCGAAAAAAACCGACAAUUAUUUUUAAAUAAAAACUGUAAUUAA
Adineta ricciae is the source of this 1167-nucleotide messenger RNA. The record is from the annotation of a GenBank genome assembly. NCBI's taxonomy places the organism in Eukaryota, Metazoa, Rotifera, Eurotatoria, Adinetida, Adinetidae.